Messenger RNA from Marasmius oreades (fairy-ring Marasmius), 2390 nucleotides. RefSeq lists its product as uncharacterized. Lineage: Eukaryota; Fungi; Basidiomycota; Agaricomycetes; Agaricales; Marasmiaceae. The transcript has 9 exons. Gene Ontology annotation, molecular function: oxidoreductase activity. The coding region runs from base 135 to 2267 and encodes 710 amino acids. The record is from RefSeq and is a predicted model, not a curated record.
GUUGCGGCAAUCCACACAAGUUGUCAAAAUCAACCCCUUGAAGUCGACUUUCUCGGGAAACCAGUGUUGUCGCUUGAAGGAAAGCAUGGUUAUCGCCUUGAACGUGAGUGCAAUGACCCGAUUUUAGCAAAGUGAUGAUCAACCAGUCCAGUGCUAAGACAGAUGGGUGCUCUAUCUUAAAAGCCGUAAGUUGUAUAUCUUGCUUCCGUACGGCAAACUACCUUCAUACAUUACCUCAACUACACAAUUCUGUUUGCUCCUUCUCUCUCCUAAUGGUCGUCUGUGUGCCGCCACAAGAUUUCACGCGACCACCGGCCGGAAUCAAGCUCGACGCAAACGGUAAACCUCUAGGUGUCGCACCUGCUGCUGUGGUUCAGAGGUCCCAUCGCCCAUGGUGGUUUACCUCUGACCAACCAGACAGAGUAGCCAGGCUCGUGGACAUCGUCUCCCACUAUCUCUUCCUUGACGGGAAAGACAAUCAAUUCGAAGCAUGUGGACGCCAGUAUCUGUACGACCUUCUCUCUAGACCUGUCCAUGACAAAAAGCAGAUCGAGUUCGUCUUUCCUGGCUUCCCAUUCAAAAGUCCAAGUACACAAAAGGUACUUGGCCGCCUUCCCGACAUGGGGGAAGAGCUUCUCCUACACAGGCUCGAAGCCCUUGCUUGCGCAAUUCACGACGAAUACAAGCCCGGCGCCGUGGUACGCAUAGUAAGCGACGGCAUCGUGUACGGUGAACUUCUCGGGCAGACCGACACUAGCGUUUAUCAUUACAACGCUGAGUUUCGCCGAAUUUGCGCGGAGAAUCGGUUGAAGCACCUGACGUUCGUGAGGCUUGCCGACUUGCUUCCGAGAGAAUGUCCAGGCGUUGCAUCGUCUGACUCGAACGAGAUGACCUUGGAGGAGUAUAUUCACGCGGCUCCUAUCAUCCAUUCCCAAUUCCUAGCCCACGACAUUUCCCACUGCAACGUCGAGGAGAACAUCAAGAGUGAUUCGGGUGUCCUCCGUACUUAUCGAGGAUACCUCAAGUUCCUGGAGCUUGAUUUAGAUGGGACUAGCCUGAUGCUGGAUCGUCAUGAUGGAAACCCGCUCUCCGGAAAGCAAAGGGACAAAAUCCGACGGCAAAUUGCAAAACAGAUGAUCAUACGCGGCACGAAAUUCUCCGAUCUCGUUCGGACCAAGUUUCCUUCUGCAGUCCGUUUAAGCUGCCACGAGCACCCAAAUAAGGGACCUAAAUUUGCAUUAAACCUAUUUCCUGGUUCGAGGAUGUCUGCCACACCAUGGCACAACGUCAUCUACGAGGCGGCUGACGGAUCCCUCCGAAUCGGUCACCUACGCUCAUUCGAGAAGGAUGACUACGAGGUUGUUUCAAAACACGGUCGACCUUAUUAUAUCCGAGAGAAAUCCACAGCUUAUUCCUUCGAACCGCAGUUGGACGCCCAGAUUUCUUUCACUCGAAACUUCCCCUUUGGACUAACCAUCUCCUGUGCGCCCUCAGCGGGAGUGUCAUUCGACGAUCUACCGAUGAAUAAACUGCGUAAGCUCACGGCUAUGCACUCCUGUAUACUACUCCGCGGGUUCUCUCAAGUUGAUCGAGAUGGUAUGAUCAAGAAAUCGGAAGAGCUGGGGCCGAUACUACGCUGGCCGGCAUACGGAGCCAUUUUCGAGCUAAAAGAGAAUCCCGACUGGGACGUCAAUAGCUCACUCACAUGUGAAGCAAUGCCAAUGCAUUAUGACGGUGUUUUCAAAACCAAAACCGACGAACAUGGAAAGGUCGUCAAUGAUCCCCCUCAAAUACAAGUCUUUCAAUGCAUUCAGGCACCAGGGAACGAGGGAGGCGGUCAGACUAUUUUGACGAACACAGCUGACAUUCUGCGAUACGGCGUGUCAGCGUCGCUGAAUCAAUCGCUUUCAUUGAAGACGUGGACAGUUUUUACACCCCAGAACACUGUAUUUGGCGGAGAUCACCUCAAACUGCCUCUAGUCACAAAGAAUGAGCUUACUGGCAAUGACAUAUUGCGAUGGCACGAUCCUUGGCCUCAAUGGGUCACGAAGUUUAAAGCCACAAAAGUGGGCAUCAGCGAAUCCAGUCGAGAAGAAGAGGCGACGAUCAUCGAGUUGCUCUCCGAUUUAUUGUACGACCGUAGAUUCUGCUUUGUGCACACUUGGGAAACGGGCGAUUUUCUCAUUGCAGAUAACAUCGAGCUGCUACAUACAAGGACAGCUUUUCUUCCAAGUCCAAGAGAAUUGUGGCGUAUUCACGUUAAUUAGCUUGUGAACCGGGACCGAUUGUUUGAUACCGUGAACUCUACCGCUCUAUUUUGUCCCUACUAUCCAAUGUAUCAAUCAAGCUCCACAAUGAAUCCUUUAUGGAUGGUUUACACUUUGUAUUCU